GGGAGUCGCGGGGCUCGGGGACCCCGGCGGGAGUGGGAGAUCUCCGGCGUGUGCCGGCCCUGCCCGCCCCGGCUCGGUCUGCUUUCUUAAAAGAGCCGCAGGUACCAGCUCUGGCAGCUCCAUGGCAUUCUUCCUGGAGCACUCGAGGGGCGCAAAGCUUCGGGCUCAGUGACUUUUUCUUGCCCUUCCCCCGCCCCUCCCGACCACAAUUAGAGCGGCUCUGCCCUGGCAGCCUCCCCCGCGCCGGGCUCCACGCAGGUAAAGGGUUACGGAUUCUCGGAAGUGUUCAAUGCAAACUUUGAAGGAUUUUAUUUUCAUCUGCGGUCACAUGACCCCUUAAUACCCAAUGACACUGACUCCGGCGGCUCCUCCAGAGGUCGGCCAAACUCCGGGGCCAAACAGGGCAGCCCCACAUUUUGGCCAUCCACGCGCCGGAGGCUCGCGGAGCCAUGGGAGACGGUGAUCGGCCGAGCCCGCCGCCGGUUCCUCUGCCUGCAACACCCAGGAAGGAAAAUUAAACUUUUCAAGAUAGACUAAUGGACAAUCCCCCCACAGAUGGUAACAAAAAAUAAUCCAGAUGGGGUGCAGGUGCUGUAAAAUGAUACAAAGCUAUCUCUUUGAGCCAGUUCACGCUCCACCUGCUGGUUAUGUCAACGAAGUAAACAGUUACAAGCUAGAGGAAGAAGAUGGUAUCAAAUCCCAAAGCAAAGAGAGUCAGGAAAUCCUUGCCAGGACCGAAGCCAAAAACAGACUGAACAGCGCACAGGAGCCCUUUUGGCACCACCGCGGCCCCACCUCCCCGGGGGAUCAUCCUGCCAUCAUGAAGACAGACCCCACUCUCAACGGCGUGGGUUCGGGCCCGGCUCCGCCGCCCAGCGUCCGGCCCAGUCCGAGCCAGGGCCACGAAACCCCUCCCCGCGAGAGUGGCAGCGGGUCUUUGGCCAGCGCCGCGAGCAACGGGGACUCUGAUGGACACUUUGCUAGAGAAGGUGACCCAGAGAAGCGAGAUCAUCAUCACGGAGCCGCGGCCGAGGCUCGGGUCAUCCUAAACGGAGACUCCCACGCUUUGGGAGAAAGCGUGUCCUCCCCGGGAAGUCACCACACGCUGGAGGCCCCCGACCACAUCCUCCAGCUCCCCGUGCCCGACUAUCCUCGGGUGGAGGUGCGGGUGAUUGGCCAGGGCGCCAAUGAAAAUGGCCAUUUCCUGAGCAACCACAUCCAGCCCGAGCCCACGGACAGAGUGGAUCAUGCAAGUGGGGACCACCUGGUCAAGCUGUCCUUUUCUAAAAGGAGGAGCUGGGAUUCAUUACAUGAAGCCAUUAAAACUGAAGCCUUAACUAUUGACUUGGACGAGGAGGUGGCAAAGCAGGACCCUGCCUGGAGCUGUGAACAGGAGGAUGCUGCCGUGGCGGAAGCCCUCGCAGCUCUGGAAGCUGCCACCGCAGGGGAGGAUGGCGAGGAGGGAUACUAGGGAGAAGGGCUUACCUCGUGCUCCAGGAGGGAGGAGGACUUCUUCCCCAGGGGACCAGAUCCCACAGGUAAGUAAGCCACUGCCCGGACGGAAAGCAGACAUCUGGGAGUUGCAUUAGUUCCUUUGGACAGAGUCUGGCCCUCGGGUCAUUCAGAUUGGGCCAGCUGGAAGCUUCUGGUGAUAGUGAGUGCCCAAGGAGAAGCACCAGACUGACCUCGGCACUUAGCCCCGUGCUUGGUACACAAUAGGUGCUUAAUAAUGGAGUUAUUGACCAAUCCCCAAAUCCCCCAGUAACAUGAAAAGGAUCUGUGGUAAACAUACUCUUAAAACAACAAACAGCACCUUCUCUCCCUCCCCCAGCAAAGCCUCACCAAUGGCCAACUCCUCACCUGGUUUUUAUUGGACCAAGCUGGGCUAGCCCCUUCUAACUCACAUCCUCCUGGUCCAAGAGGGCUAAUGCAUUCCUUGGGAGUAUCUAACAUCUGUCCAGAGUGGCUUACUUUCAGUAGGAACUGGGUCCAUAAGUAAUCACUGACUGUUGAACUUGUAAAAAUUGUCUGGUCUUGAAGGUAAAACAGAAUCAAUUCAUGAAUAAAUGAUUAGCCCCCAGUGGGGCUGUCUCAAAUACCUUGACCUUAACUUUUUUCACAUGACUAUACCUCUCUCUUUUAAAAAUUGGGGGGUGGGUUCAAAAUAGUAGCAUUGUAUGUUGUUGCCCCUCAGAUUUUGUUUAGAUUUGUUCAUUACGCCCCAGAGGGCAGAGGAGGGGGUAGAGUUGCAAAGUAGCAAAAGACUUGAUGUAAGGAAGAGUCUGAAGAGAGCUAUAAUUUAAAAUUGGAAGGGGCUGCUUUGGGAGAGAACAGGGAUCCAUCACUGGAUGUCUUCACACAAAAGUGAUCCCUUGUUAAUAGAGGGGAUUGUUAUUAAGGUGAGGUGGGACCAGAUAUUCUUCUAAGGCUGGGUGUGUGUGUGUGUGUGUGUGUGUGUGU
Messenger RNA from Sarcophilus harrisii (Tasmanian devil), 2460 nucleotides. It is a transcript of the gene PGCKA1, whose product is annotated as chromosome 6 C4orf19 homolog. Lineage: Eukaryota; Metazoa; Chordata; Mammalia; Dasyuromorphia; Dasyuridae. The transcript has 4 exons. The record is from RefSeq and is a predicted model, not a curated record. Bases 578 to 1471 code for a protein of 297 amino acids.